Messenger RNA from Priapulus caudatus, 1347 nucleotides. Its product is annotated as retinol dehydrogenase 11-like. Bases 26 to 775 code for a protein of 249 amino acids. NCBI's taxonomy places the organism in Eukaryota, Metazoa, Priapulida, Priapulimorpha, Priapulimorphida, Priapulidae. The transcript is spliced from 5 exons. The record is from RefSeq and is a predicted model, not a curated record.
CCGCGUGAUACUGGCGUGUCGUGACAUGCAGCGAGGGAAUCGAGCAGCCUCCGAUAUCACCCAGCAGACGGGCAACACUAACGUCGUGGUGCGUAAGCUCGAUCUCUCCUCGUUCGACUCCGUGAGGCAGUUCGCCGAGGGCGUGUUAGACACAGAGCCGAGAAUACACAUACUCGUCAACAACGCAGCGUGGGUGGGACAGUUCGCGCAGACUGACGAGGGCAUCGAGAUGCAGUGGCAGGUGAAUCACCUAAGCCACUUCUUGCUCACCAAUCUGCUGCUGGAGCGCAUGAAGGCUUCCUCUCCCAGCCGCAUCGUCAACGUGUCGUCACGUGCGCAUGCGUGGGCAAAGUCGUUAGAUAUGGAGGCGAUCAGGACUGAGACGGCUGCGACUCACAACAAGUACAUUGCCUACGCCAGAAGCAAACUUGCUAAUGUGCUGUUCACCCGGGAACUUUCAAGGAGACUCAAAGGCACGGGAGUGACGGUGAACGCACUGCACCCUGGUGGCGUGCAAACUGAGCUGGGACGCCGGAUGCCGAAGCUGAUGCGAUUCAUCAUGAUCGUCCUUCUCUUCCCGAUACUGCUGCUAUUUGUAAAGACUUCCCGCCAGGGGGCUCAGACGUCCAUAUACCUGGCCGUGUCUGAGGAGGUGGACGGAGUGACCGGUCACUACUUCAGUGACUGUGCUGUGAAGGACGCAUCGGCUAUGGCCAGAGAUGACGAUCUAGCUCGCAGGCUAUGGGAACACAGCGCCAGCAUGACUGCCUUGUAGGCGAUGUCCCCUGCUGCAAUCGUUUGGGGCAGCCAUGCCCCCAGCAAAUACACGGCUGUGCCUGACUCUGACAUGCCGACCAAGCUAGUUUUAAAUCAUGUCAACAGAAACGUAAUACUGCAAACCAAGGCUACAGUGCCACCGGUGACAGCAAUUCAUCUAAUCAAUGCUAUACUAUGCGAUUUCAGGGGGCGCGUUGAUUUGUGUUCCCAGUUUCCAGUAUCUGCUGCUUAUGUUACUCAUACUCAUAGCUUACGGUGUUUGCCUACCUGUGAGGAGAGUGGUGUUCAUGCCAUAUUGCACACGACAUAAGUGGACUAGCGAACCACUAUAGCUGUUGCUUUUUCUAAGUCGAGUUCGGAUCUUAAUGAACUCAUGGAAUAUUUGUGCAAGAGACUACUAGGGGCCAUUGCAUUUUGAAAAAAAAACGUAAGAAAUAUAUCUAUUAAAGCUUGAGGCAGGGUUAAAAAGUGCCCGCCUCUCCUCCGCUUACAGCUUGUCGGCAAUAAUAGGUGAAAGAGAGUAGAGAAACAUUAAGACUUUGGUAGUAAAUAGAUUUCGUAUUUAUUUAG